AUGUCCCCAAUCCCCAUCCGCCUCCUCCACCUCACCACCCCCCGCCGCGCCUUCAGCAUCGCCACCCGCGUCCGCACCCUCGCCCGCUCCUUCGAGCCUCACCCCUUCGAGCGCAUGCCCACGACACAGAAACCCGCGAGGGGCGAUUGGGGGAGGCAGGCUAGACGGGUGGGUGAUAGUGCGAUGUUCUAUUUCCCAUUCAUGGGUCUCGUCCUCUCGUGGCCGGUUAUCGCUGAGCAGUUUCUGGAUGGGAAGAUGAGGUAG
Molecule: messenger RNA, 264 nt
Organism: Cadophora gregata
Lineage: Eukaryota; Fungi; Ascomycota; Leotiomycetes; Helotiales; Ploettnerulaceae
Exons: 2
Coding region: 1-264 (87 amino acids)
Source: RefSeq, a predicted model, not a curated record